AUGAAGCUGCUGACUGUCCUCCUGCUGGCUGCCCUUCCCCUCUGCUGCUCUGCAGGUUCUGGCUGUCAACUUCUUGAAGAUGUAAUUAAUAAGACAAUAAAUCCAGCUGUGUCUAUGCCUGAAUACAAAAGUGUACUCUAUGAGUUUACAAAUGGUGAAACGGACAAUGAGGCUGUUGAGGAAUUUAAAGAGUGUUUCCUUAACCAGUCGAAUGAAACUCUGGAAAACAUCGGAAUCCUGAUGCAAAUCAUCUAUGGCAGCAAAUUUUGUCAACAGUACUAA
Messenger RNA from Otolemur garnettii (small-eared galago), 282 nucleotides. RefSeq names its product mammaglobin-A. The coding region runs from base 1 to 282 and encodes 93 amino acids. The transcript is spliced from 3 exons. Gene Ontology annotation, biological process: androgen receptor signaling pathway. NCBI's taxonomy places the organism in Eukaryota, Metazoa, Chordata, Mammalia, Primates, Galagidae. The record is from RefSeq and is a predicted model, not a curated record.